Mesorhabditis belari is the source of this 2421-nucleotide messenger RNA. Lineage: Eukaryota; Metazoa; Nematoda; Chromadorea; Rhabditida; Rhabditidae. The record is from the annotation of a GenBank genome assembly.
AUGAUGUCCGAUCAUUCGAGUCUUCCCUCAAAAUUCUCGAUCGAAGACUUGUUGAAUACCCAAAACGAUGCGAUUCAAAGGGCGCUGAAUCAACGCUUCAAAUUCGAUUUCAACUUUGCCAAAGCGGACACGUCAACACUUUCGGAUCUCCCCUCCACCCGUUCACCGUCCGCAAAACGCUCGAUUUCCCCACAAACAAGCGCCUCACUUUCCCCAUUGACCGCCUCACUUCCAGCGACCCUUUGCGGCACUUCUGGAAUUCUUGGAUCCACCGCUGCCGACGUUCCCUUUUGGUUAAUGUCGAUCGAUCAAUCAGCGCUUUUGAUGGCACAACGAUCCGUUUUCCCUCAAAUCUGGACAAGUGCCGACGCGUUGCGACUGGCUGCCGUCGGGAAAUCGUAUCGCCGGAGGAAAGCGCGCACGGUUUUCUCCGAUGCUCAGCUGCAAGGCCUUGAGAGACGUUUCUCCACACAGAGAUACUUGAGUACUCCAGAGAGAAUCGAUCUCGCCGAACAUCUCAAUCUUUCCGAGACACAGGUGAAGACGUGGUUUCAAAAUCGCCGAAUGAAGCAUAAAAAAGUUGUUCGUUAUUUUGUUCACAUUCGCGAUGGCCUCUUCGACACUUGUCCACCCUAUAAUUUCACUUUCAACGAUCCGCGAAUAUUAGAGAAAUUGGGAGACGGAGAAGUGAAAAAUUGCACAAAAAUCGAAUUCCUAACAAUAUUCGAGAACGGUCGAUUGAGAAUAAAUCAAAAUUUUCCCGAUUAUAAAGAUUUCUCUUGUGCAGGCAGAUGCGCUUUCUUUUACAAGAACUACGAGAAUCGAGUCGGCGAAUGGUGUGAAACGUUGCAAAAGAAUUGCACUUAUGAAUGCGAUGUGAUUGAAGUGAAUUGCAUGAGAGAUGGGAAAUUGGAGUAUAUCUUUGCGCACUCGCAAAUCUUUGAGUACAACCGCGAUCGAAAGCAAGUCUUCGGCUCACUUUAUCGCGAGACUUCAUCUCCAAAAGUUAAAGCUGAUAGAUUCCAUCCAGAUGUUCACAUAAUGUUGAUCGAUUCGAUGGGAUUGUUUUCUGUGUUGAGACAAAUGCCGGAGACAGUUAGAUUUCUGAGGGAAGAGCUCGACGCGGUGAUAUUCGAGCAGUAUACACGAACCGCGCCGAACAGUCGAGAUAAUAUGUUCGCAGGGAUGUUUGGUGAGAUCCCAAUCGAUGUGGAUCGUCGCCUUUACGAAGCGAAGAAUCUCCCGAAAACUCUUCAAGGGGACACGUGUGAGAAACCGGUUGAUGACAAAAAUUUCAUUCAAUUCGAGUAUGAAGAUGCUGGCUAUAAAACAAUGUACGCACAGGACAACUAUUUAGUGACUUUCGGCUAUCUUCAGUGUCUUGGAGUGAUCAACCAAAUAGCCACACAUUACAUGAGACCCUUUCAACUCAUCGAAAUGAUUAACAACGAUGUGUGGAGUAAUAAACCAAUCGGGAAUCGUUCCUUUGAAAAUGAUAAUCUCUUGGAGAAAUACUUGAGAAAUUCGUCACUUUGUCAAGACCCAUACAAUCAUGCAUUAGACUAUACAGCUAAAUUCUACAAUUCAUACAAAGAUAAACCAAAGAUGUCAAUAAUGUGGAGCUCGUUGGCGCAUCAUGACGAGUUGCCCGCUCGGCAAGCUGAUCGCCAUUUUGUUGAUUUCUUUUUAGAACACAAAGAAAAGUUAGAUGAAUCAUUUUUCAUCUUCAUGAGCGAUCAUGGUCAACGCUUUAAUGCGAUCGCCGACACAGAGCAGGGUUUAUACGAGAUGAACAAUGCGGCAAUGUUUUUCUCGUUUCCGAAAAAGUUACGAAACUCUCCUCUACAUAUGCAAGCAAAAGCGAACGCAAAGCUUCUUUUUACACAUCAUGAUCUCUAUGCAACGUUGUUGGAUAUGAUUCGACUUCAACCGUCGUCGAAUUUUUCGGAAACCAAACACCAACACAUUGAAAAGACUUUUGGGACUUCUUGGCUUCGAGAAAUGCCACCAAACAUGUCGAGGGGAUGUCGAAAUUUGCCGAUUUCAAGUCAAUAUUGCACUUGCAACUACGGAACAACACUGCUCAAAGAGCACGACAAAGUUUGGGAUCGGAUUCAUUGGACUCUCGAUGAUGAUAUGAAUGCCUAUUUGAAAGAAGGAGGUUUGGAGAAAGUUUGCGAGAAAAUGAAAGUCAUGAAGUUGACCGAAAUCUACAAAAUGAGCUCAAUGGGCAGCUCGUCUUUCUAUCGGGUUCUCUUCGAGAGUGUUACCGGCGGGAUUUUCGUGGUUCAAUACGAGUUGACGAAAGACGAUGUGCUGAGGCCGUCACCGCGUGAGUGGAAACGUGUGAAUGCCUACGGAACAGCGGCUGAUUGUCUCCACUCGAAGUAUGCUGAGUAUAAGCCGAUGUGCUAUUGCUCG